CACUGUGCCACACAGAAAGUUAUUUAUCCACAAACCCGAUAUGGCAAGUUACCUUCCUAACUCUCUUCUCCAUUAUUCACCAGCAAGUUGAAGAUCCAAAAACAUAGAAGAAAGAAUAGAGAGAGAGAGAGAGAGAUUGUGUGAGAGAUGGGAAGGGGUAAGAUUGAGAUCAAAAGAAUUGAGAACUCAAGCAACAGGCAAGUUACCUACUCAAAGAGAAAAAAUGGAAUCCUGAAGAAGGCGAAGGAAAUCACUGUUUUAUGCGAUGCUCAAGUUUCCCUUAUCAUCUUUGCUGCAUCUGGAAAGAUGCAUGACUACAUCAGCCCUUCAACCACGUUGGUUGACAUGCUGGAGAGGUACCACAAAACUUCCGGGAAGAGGCUUUGGGAUGCAAAGCAUGAGAACUUAAACGGCGAAAUAGAGAGACUCAAGAAAGAGAAUGACGGCAUGCAAAUUGAGCUCAGGCACUUGAAAGGAGAUGAUAUCAAUUCACUGAACUACAAGGAGUUGAUGGCAUUAGAGGCUGGCUUAGAAAAUGGCCUUGAAAGUGUCCGCGAGAAACAGAUGGAAGUAUACAGAGUGUGCAGGAGAAACGACAAGAUCUUGGAGGAGGAGAACAGGGAACUUAAUUUUAUCCUGCAACAACGAAUGGCAGUUGAAGGUGCGAGAGAUGCAGACAAUGAAUUUGAUCAGAGCGUAAGGGAUUUCAAUUCCCAGAUGCCAUUUGCCUUCCGUGUUCAACCAAUGCAGCCAAAUCUUCAAGAAAGGAUCUAAAUUCGCUUCUACGUACGCUCUCUGGCCACAACUUUUGGAUCAUAAACUCCAUUUUGGCAUUUUCACAAUCAGGUGUCACAACUCUUGAUCAUAAACUAUGUUGGUAUUUCAAUAUAAUAAAGUGGCUGAACAUGGUUUUCUGAGGUUAAGAUAUAUACUAGUAUAUGAUUGUGUUUCCUACCCUUAAUCUUAGGUCAUAAUAGGACCUUUCAUUGGG
Messenger RNA from Lotus japonicus, 991 nucleotides. RefSeq names its product agamous-like MADS-box protein MADS9. The record is from RefSeq and is a predicted model, not a curated record. The coding region runs from base 148 to 774 and encodes 208 amino acids. Gene Ontology annotation, molecular function: protein dimerization activity; DNA-binding transcription factor activity, RNA polymerase II-specific; RNA polymerase II cis-regulatory region sequence-specific DNA binding. Gene Ontology annotation, biological process: positive regulation of transcription by RNA polymerase II. NCBI's taxonomy places the organism in Eukaryota, Viridiplantae, Streptophyta, Magnoliopsida, Fabales, Fabaceae. Gene Ontology annotation, cellular component: nucleus. The transcript has 7 exons.